CAAUACCAUCGAAGAAGAAGACGAAGGACCACAGAAGAAGAUUGAAACAACUUCGACUUCACUAAAAUGUCGAUCGUCUUCGUGCCAAAGAAACUACGAGGAAAGGCGAAAAUUAACCAAGAAACAAUACAAAGGCUGCUGGAUGAAAAUGACCAAUUAAUCAGAUGCAUCACCGAGUACAUGCAGAAAGGACGAGCUGUGGAGUGUGUACAAUACCAACAGAUCCUGCACCGCAACAUCGUCUAUUUGGCAACCAUAGCUGAUGCCAGCCCUAACAACAUGCCUCCCUCUUCAAAUUCUACAUCCAGUGAAACCUCAGCCUCAACAUCAGCUGUGAAUGCAUAUGGAGGGACAGGAUGAUGGGGGGGGGGGCUUUUGACAUUAGAAUGUUUGAGAAUGAUUUUACAUGAUAACAAAUAUAUAUUUAUUAUGACAAUUGUUGUCGUCAGGCAAUGUUACCAAUUCUAGGAUCACUGGUGUUUCAGAUCAGUAAUACUCAAUGGAAUGGACAUGUGGGAAAAUACUGUGAUUUUCUUUUUUUUUUAUGAACUGUACAUUAAACUUGCUUAUUCCUAUUUUUGAAA
Molecule: messenger RNA, 584 nt
Organism: Plectropomus leopardus (leopard coralgrouper)
Lineage: Eukaryota; Metazoa; Chordata; Actinopteri; Perciformes; Serranidae
Gene: ss18l2
Product: ss18, like 2
Biological process (GO): positive regulation of transcription by RNA polymerase II
Cellular component (GO): nucleus
Molecular function (GO): transcription coactivator activity
Source: RefSeq, a predicted model, not a curated record